Messenger RNA from Elaeis guineensis (African oil palm), 1536 nucleotides. RefSeq names its product large ribosomal subunit protein uL4. Gene Ontology annotation, molecular function: structural constituent of ribosome. Lineage: Eukaryota; Viridiplantae; Streptophyta; Magnoliopsida; Arecales; Arecaceae. The record is from RefSeq and is a predicted model, not a curated record. Gene Ontology annotation, biological process: translation. Gene Ontology annotation, cellular component: ribosome.
CCCCACCUGGUCGCCUCUCCCUCCUUCCAAAACCCUAGCCCCACGCCAUCGAACCCUAACCCUAACUCCCCCCCCCACCCGCCGCGAUGGCCGCCGCCGUCGCCGCCGUCCGCCCCCUCGUUACCGUCCAGCCCCUUGAGGGAGACAUGGCCACCGACGGAUCCAACUCCGUCCCCCUUCCCGACGUCCUCAAGGCCUUGAUCCGCCCCGACGUCGUCCGUUUCGUCCACGCCAACCUCUCCAAGAACCGCCGCCAGCCCUACGCCGUUUCCAAGCGCGCCGGCCACCAGACCUCCGCGGAGUCUUGGGGCACCGGUCGCGCCGUCUCCCGUAUCCCCCGCGUCCCCGGUGGUGGCACCCACCGCGCCGGCCAGGGAGCGUUCGGCAACAUGGUCCGCGGUGGCCGGAUGUUCGCGCCCACCAAGAUCUGGCGCCGCUGGCACCGCCGCGUCAAUGUCAACCAGCGUCGCUUCGCCGUAGUCUCCGCCCUCGCCGCCUCCGCCGUCCCCUCCCUCGUCAUGGCCCGAGGCCACCGCGUCGAGUCCGUCCCUGAGCUCCCCCUCGUCAUUUCCGACUCCGCUGAGGCCGUUGAGAAGACCUCCUCCGCCAUCAAGAUCCUGAAGCAGAUCGGUGCCUACCCCGACGCCGAGAAGGCCAAGGACUCCCAUCAGAUCCGCUCUGGCAAGGGCAAGAUGCGCAACCGCCGCUAUGUCUCUCGCAAGGGCCCCCUCAUUGUGUACGGUACUGAGGGAUCCAAGAUCGUGAAGGCCUUCCGCAACAUCCCGGGCGUCGACGUUGCCAACGUCGAGCGCCUCAACCUUCUCAAGCUCGCCCCCGGUGGACACCUUGGUAGGUUCAUCAUCUGGACCAAGUCCGCCUUCGAGAAGCUGGACUCAGUGUUCGGGACAUUCGAGAAGCCUUCUGAGAAGAAGAAGGGCUACGUGCUGCCGAGGUCCAAGAUGAUAAAUGCCGAUCUGUCCAGGAUCAUCAAUUCCGACGAGGUGCAGUCGGUGGUGAGGCCGAUCAAGAAGGAGGUCAAGCGCCGCUCGCUGAAAAAGAACCCGCUUAAGAAUCUCAACACUCUGCUGAAGCUGAACCCUUACGCUAAGACUGCCAGGAGGAUGGCUCUUCUUGCUGAGGCACGGCAUGUUAAGGCCAAGAAGGAGAAGCUCGACAAGAAGAGGACCCAACUCUCCAAGGAAGAAGCUUCUGCAAUCAAGGCUGCUGGGAGGGCGUGGUACAAGACUAUGAUUUCAGACAGUGAUUAUACUGAAUUUGAGAACUUUUCAAAGUGGCUAGGUGUUACGCAGUGAGCAAUGCUGGUAGUACAAGGUUUUUAGUUCAACUUUGUUGGAAAUUUCCAUUGGAUUUUGUUUUCUGUUUUUAAUUUGUGUUUUGCAUUUGAGUACAAGGUGGUUUGCUAAGGAACUACUAAGACUUGUGGGUGAGAUCUCAUUACCUAGCCCUAUUUGCUGGACAGUAAGGUUGGGGACCUUAAAUUCAAUCGAAUGCGUUGGAGCUAUCUCUUUUUUUUUU